Molecule: messenger RNA, 308 nt
Organism: Eufriesea mexicana
Lineage: Eukaryota; Metazoa; Arthropoda; Insecta; Hymenoptera; Apidae
Gene: e(y)2
Product: enhancer of yellow 2
Exons: 2
Coding region: 30-308 (92 amino acids)
Biological process (GO): mRNA export from nucleus; positive regulation of DNA-templated transcription
Cellular component (GO): SAGA complex; nuclear pore
Molecular function (GO): transcription coactivator activity
Source: RefSeq, a predicted model, not a curated record
UACUAAAGUAGAUAAAAUUAUAACUCUUAAUGAAGACUGCUCCACAUCAAAGGCUAGUUAUGGUUGGUGAUCGUGAUGGAUUGAAAGAAUUACUACGUCGCCGAUUAGUUGAAUGUGGUUGGAGAGAUCAAGUAAAAUUAAUUUGUAAGGAAUUAAUAAAAGAACACGGUCAUGAUAUUACUUAUGAUAAAUUACUUUCAAUGGUCACAACUAAAGCAAGGACACUUGUUCCAGACUCUGUUAAAAAGGAACUUUUACAGAAAAUAAAAAAUCAGCUUAUUGCUCAAGAAGAAAAAUUAAAAAUGUAA